AUGCAACUCAACGAUGAUGCCCGUUUGGUGAGAAGCAGGAGAAGCGUAACCUAUGUAGGGUCUAUAGGAUAUUUGGAUUGGUGUCUUAUAGAGUAUAUAAAUAUGUUAGAGAUAUGGGAGCAAGUGAAACUGCUUGGGCACAUGGGGAAAAUAUCAUUUAAAAGAGUAGCAAAUGAUGAGUUAGUGGAUAUAGACACGGAUGGUGAGCUGUUAAGUUUGGGUGAUAAGGUACCACUUUCUUAUCAGAGAGUGGUGCUAAUUUAUGCACAACACACUGAAGGGGAAGGUGUUACAGUGAAUGAGGAUUGUGAAGAGGUAGGUGUGGCUUUGAAUGAGGAUAGUGAAGAGGAAGUUAUGGCUUUGAAUGAGGAUAGUGAAGAGGAAGGUGUGGCUUUGAAUGAGGAUAUUGGGCAUGCUACUAAGGAUAUUGGGUCACUAAACAAUGAUGAAAAUGGGGCUUUUACUGAAGGCAGUGGGCCACUGAACAAUGAUAAAGAGGGGAGGCCUUUUAUUGAGGAUCAUGGAUCUGGUUGCACAGUUCAAGAUUGGGAUUCAAGUGAUGAUGAUGGGCUCUUGAACAAUGAGGGUAAUGGAGUUGAUAUAUGUGAUACUAAUGUGGAAAACAGGAAUGAAGACACUGAAGAAGAAGACAAGGAAGAUGACCCUUGUUGA
Messenger RNA from Prunus armeniaca (apricot), 672 nucleotides. The record is from the annotation of a GenBank genome assembly. Lineage: Eukaryota; Viridiplantae; Streptophyta; Magnoliopsida; Rosales; Rosaceae.